AUGCCACAGCAACUCGCCUUUGUCAUGACCGACGGUUCCGGAAGAAUCGGAUCCCCCGAGCGACAGUUGAUACGACGCCAUUGCAUGCGCCAGAAGAAUAAGCAGCCUGGGUCCCGGAGAUCUAAGCGCGAAGCUGCUCGAGUAGCUUCUCAACUGUCACACGAAUCUAGACCAGAAGACCAAGAGAUAAAUAAUUCCUCCGACCGUCUGUCCGUUCGGAAUCGAGUUGCGCCGUCCCCCGCCUGGCUUGAGAAGGCAGAGCAAACACGACUCUUCGUGAAGCGAUGCAUACUACCACCGCCCUCUGACUGGGCACUAUUUCACUUCCCAGAAGGACUAGACAAUUCUGCCCAGAAGUUAAUGCACCAAUACUUUAUUCAUAAUCCAAUCAGAGACGCCCUCUACCCAUUCAAGCACUUUGGCAUUCACAUUGACUUUAACGAGGACCCUUUUAUGUGUUUUCGACUACUCUGCUCUGAGCCACUCUGCUUUAGAGCCAUCCUGUUAUUAACAUCGGCUUCCAACGACUUGGUGUCGAGACAGCCGUUAUCUAGAACAACAUACCGACAUCUCCGGCGUGUUCUACCUCUUCUGAACCUCCGGCUAUCAGAAGAGGAUGCGUAUAAGAACGAUAUAGCGAUCUAUGUCGUUAGUAUCCUGGCUUCGAUUGCAGUUCUAUUUGGAGACUACAACGCGGCUCAAACACACGCGAUGGGCCUAUCCCGGAUUCUCCGGCUCCGAGGCAGUUCAGAAGCAGUAAACGAAAAUCCCGUGAUACAAUUCUCGAUGGAUAGGUUAAACUUUUCCAGUUCGCUCGUCACAGAACUGUGGACGCCCAUCUAUGGCGGUGUUGUAUGGGAGCCACCCAGAUUUCCCGCUGAAGUGAUGAAUAUUCAUAAAUCGCACAACAUGCUGUGUAUAGAUGGACUAGUCGAUCCAAAUCUGGCUGCCGUAUUCACUCACCUUCAACACACCGCAAUCCUCCUGAAUAUGCACCAUCACAGCAAGACGCCCGUCAAUGGAGCUUUAAUCCGGCAAUGCCUAGGAUUCGUGCAUUCUAGUAUCAUUGAUCUCGAGUCUCGUCUUGUAGACAACAUAUCCAAGUGCCUUCAUAUUGGGAUGACGGCCUUUCUCGCAACAACCUUUCGUCUUCCGGGUUCGCAUGAGCAUUAUUACUGCAAGAGUCUGGCCAAGAAGAUGCAGGCGUCAUACAAUGCUGCUAGGCCCUUACUCCAGGACCAGCACUUAAUCUUAGACAUCUGGUUGAUGCUAAUGGGGCAAAUUUGCGUUGGGUCAGGAGUUCGGUACCAAGGCGGGAGUUGGAGUCUGUCAGAACUUUCCCAGUCGGGCUGGGAUGAGACGCGGAGACAGCUGAAGAGAGUCAUGUGGAUUGACACGUUCCACGAUGACAUAGGGAGGAAGGCCUUUGAAACACUCACCCACUCCGGAUGA
Fusarium falciforme is the source of this 1452-nucleotide messenger RNA. RefSeq lists its product as hypothetical. The transcript has 3 exons. The record is from RefSeq and is a predicted model, not a curated record. Bases 1 to 1452 code for a protein of 483 amino acids. NCBI's taxonomy places the organism in Eukaryota, Fungi, Ascomycota, Sordariomycetes, Hypocreales, Nectriaceae.